Molecule: messenger RNA, 993 nt
Organism: Ustilago hordei
Lineage: Eukaryota; Fungi; Basidiomycota; Ustilaginomycetes; Ustilaginales; Ustilaginaceae
Product: putative GOR1 ### glyoxylate reductase
Exons: 2
Coding region: 1-993 (330 amino acids)
Cellular component (GO): cytosol
Molecular function (GO): NAD binding; glyoxylate reductase (NADPH) activity; hydroxypyruvate reductase [NAD(P)H] activity
Source: RefSeq, a predicted model, not a curated record
AUGUCUAAGCCUCAGGUCCUCAUUUGUGGUACCAUCGUUCACGCUCACAACGAGCUCAAGAACGACCUCGGCGCCGUCGCUAAGGUUCUCCACCUCGACACACCAUCAAGGUCCGAGUUCUUCCAGGCCUGCUCAUCCGGCGGCAAGUAUGCCAACAUUGUUGCCAUCUACCGUCACAAUGACUCGGUCGACAAGGUCGGUCUUUUCGACGCUGAGCUCAUCAACAACCUCCCCGCUUCCCUCAAGUCCAUCUGCCACAACGGUGCCGGUUACGAUCAGAUCGAUGUUCACGCUGCCAAGGCCCGCGGUAUCACCGUUUCCCAUACUCCUUCCGCUGUCGACGAUGCCACUGCCGACACUGCCAUGUUCCUCGUUCUUUCCAGCUUGCGUCAGUACUACCGCGCCGAGAUCAACGCUCGUGCCGGCAAGUGGAAGUCUGGUCUCAAGCCCGCCCACGACCCCGAGAACAAGACCCUUGGUAUCAUCGGCAUGGGCGGUAUCGGCUCUGCCCUCGCCAAGCGCGCUGCAGCUUUUGACAUGAAGAUCAUCUACUACAACCGCAACCCUAACCCCAACGCAGACCCUUCCUGGACUUACGUCAAGUCGCAACCGGAGCUCCUUGCUCAGGCUGACGUCGUCUCGCUCAAUCUUCCGUUGAACAAAGAGACCGAGAAGAGCUUCGGCAAGUCCCAGUUCGACCAAAUGAAGGACGGUGCUAUCCUUGUCAACACUGCUCGUGGUGGUGUUGUUGACGAAGAGGCCCUCAUUGACGCCCUCAACUCUGGCAAGCUCUCCAGCGCUGGUCUUGACGUUUACCCCGCAGAGCCUAAGAUCGACGAGAGGCUCAUCAAGAUGGAUCAGUGCAUUCUCUUGCCCCACAUGGGUACCGAGACUGUCGAGACACAAAAGAAGAUGGAGGUUCAGGUCUUCGGCAGCAUCAAGACUGCGCUAGAGACUGGAAAACCAAGCUUCAUUGUCAAGGAGCACAAGUAA